CAAAAUUAAACAAUCAAUGAUCAGAAUUAAAUAUCAUUUAUCUUAUUCAACUCUUGUUCUGCAAUAUGAUUAGCUGUAUAAAGGAGCUCAUUAGUAAGUUAAACAAACCAAUCCAAGUAAUUAACGUACAAUGACACUAAUACAUAAACAAAUCCUAGAACCCUACAAAAUUGGAAAUCGUAAAGUUACAAAAGAUUUUUGAAUAGUCUUGUUUUUCAAAUUAAUAAUGCUAGAUGGUAGUGCGGAUCUAAUAUUAUUGUAUAUUUAGGUUUGAUCGAGUUAUUUGGUUAUAAAAAGAUUGCAAAUAUGCUCAAAAGUGCGUUAAAAACUUGUGAAAAAUAAAAUAAAUGAUUGCUGAGUAAAAAAAUCACCAAAAAAAAGUUGACAAAAAUGUAAUUUCGCAAAAAGUGCACGAAAAUUCUACUCAAUAUCUUUGAUUAAAAAAUACGCGAUAAGUGAGAUAACAAUUAAGGACAUAGAGCAGUGAUUAGUUGAGGAAAUUAUCAAAAUUAUUGAAAAGAUCAGUAAAGUUAAAAAGUAAAUUUUACACCAAAAAACAAGGAACAGAAAAAUCGUUGACGAAAGAAAAAGAGAAAAAAUUAAGAGAAAGGAGCAGCUGGAUUUCCAACAAAUAUAUUCGAAUAGUUUUAAAGCCCGCAUCUGAUAACUGCCUUUUAAAAUUGAAAUGGCUUGCAAACAUUGCAUGCGAAUUUAAUGAAAAAAAUCAAAUAUUCAAGACGGAAAGAAUACAUCACGGCUGUAGAUAAUUUAAAACAAUUCAGUCGCAUCACUGCUUUAGCAAGAAAGGAAAUAGAGUCACAAUCAUGGAUAAAUCAAGCAAUGGUCAAAAUCAUGGUCAAAAAGUAUCACAAAUUGCAAACAUUUUUCAACGUAAGGCAUUAACUGAAGAUCAUAAAGACAAUGCAGCAACACCUGUUGUAAGAACUGAAUCACAUGCUGCACGCUUUAAUAAUGCUAGAGCACUUUUUGAAAGACUGGGAGAAGGUCGCAUAAAUAGACCUAAUUCAUUCAGCAUUAAGCAUUCCACAAGUAAAGACGAUAAUUUAAAAGAUCCUAGUCCUGAAAGACAACGGUCACCAUCGCCUAAAAAAUUUAAUGGCCUUGGAAAGAUUGAGGGAGUUGGAAUAAUUCAAAAUGUGUCGAGGAUAAAGUCAGAGAAACCUGAAAAACCAGAAAAGCCCGAGAGAAAAUUCAAUUCGAAAGAAUUAAUUGAGAAGCAGAAGAACUGGACAUCACAUUUUACAAAAUCCAAAUCAGUGACAUCAUCAUCAGCAUCAGCGAGAUGUGAUAUAAUUAGAGCCGUACCUGGCUAUAAUGCUGAAGUAAUAAAGACACCUGAACCAGUUAAGGAAGUUAAGUCAACAAGAUCAGCUUCAAUUGAAUCAGCAUCGCCACCAAGUCCUUCAAAAAGACAAUCUAUAUCAACACCACCAGAAAUAAAGCCUAGAACAACGUCACGCUCCAAUUCUAUAACAAGCCCACAAAAAUUACCCGAUGUAACAAAAGUAGAUGAGAAUCAGUCAUUAAUAAGAAAGAAAUCUUUAGACUUCAGCGACCAACAGCAGAUACAUUCCAAUAGUAAUUCUGUAGACAAUCGAAGACUUAGUAGUGACAAAGAGUCAAGUUUAGCAUCACCAGCACGUAUAAUUAGUUCAACUCCAUCGCCCGCAGCAAGCUCGUCAGGUCCAUCAAGUCCCGUUCACACGGAGGAUGAAAAGCAAGAAAAUGAGUCCAAUGAAAAGACUGAUAUGGUUUCUACACUCGAUGAUGGUAAAAAUCGUUCAAAUGAUGAAGAUGACAAGGCUCAUCGGAGAUCGUCAAAGAAAGUGUCUAGCAUUUGUAUUAAUUUACCAGCUGCAGGUUUAGGUCAACGUCCUUCAAGUGUUCAUAGUUCGAUUAACGAUGAAGGUGGAUUUAAUGAACCAUCGCCAGAAAUUAAGGCACUACAAACAGUAUAUGAUUACGAUCAAGUCGUUAUUGAUGCUCAAAUGGCAUCACAUCCAGAUGUCUUGAGUAAUGUCACAUAUGUUGAUCUUGCACAUCGCGUACAACCUGAAGGAAUCGAAAGUGAUCAAUCGUAUGAUGAGAAUGAAUCGUAUAGACGUAAAGCUGAGAAUAUUUGUGAGAUAAAGAAGGAAAAGGUUGUUUAUGCUACAAUCAAAACGGAAAUGCCUGUAAAAGAAAUGAUUUACGAAAAGGAGAAUAUUUUGGAUGAUGAUGAGACGGAUGAUAUUAAGAUAAUUCAACCAGAUGUUACUGAAAGAGGCUAUGUUAGUCCGCAGAAAAUACUCGAUCCAACGUGUACAAAAUUACAUGAUGAAAAUAACGACGAUGAUGAUGAUGAUGACAAAGACAUUGAAGACUUAUUUAAUAAGAAAUUACCACCUAUACCUUUAUGCGGUUCCGAAACAGAGACUGAAGAAGAUGAUGUAGCACCACCAAUACCGCCGAUGUCAACUAAGAAAGUACCUCCACCAAUUCCCGAGUUAAAUUCACCAUUAGAUCUUCAGGAUGUCGAAUUUGCUGAUGCGAGUGACCCAGAAGAUGACUUGAUAACUAAUGUUAACAAUAAUAAUAAAAAUAAUACCAAUGAAGAAAUCUUACCUGAUGCCAUGACAAACGAUGAGGCUGAGAGGCUGUUGAGUUCAAGACAACAGUCAUUACUUUCUGAUGAGCAAGCACGUGAAGUUGAAGCAAUUCUUGCAAAUAAAGAGCUUCCACCAUUACCAGUAGAAAAUAUUAAGGAGAAUCUUAAGGAGAAGACAAUUGUUGAGGAUGAUGAGCCAGAUUGGCUACAAGAUGUACUUAGCACAACAACAGGAAAUAAAUCCGAAUUUUUGAAUGAUAAAUCCACAGACCAAAUUAAUGAUGUGCUCAAUCAAACUAUAUUGUUGGGUGACAAUUCAGCGAAUGCAUUGUUCCAAGAUUCUAUCGUUUCUGUAGAAUCGAAUCAAAGUGCCAAUGAGAGUAUAGUGACGACAACAACUUCUGAUAGUAUUAAUUUAAGUAAGGUUGAAUCAAAUAGGGAUGGAUCUAUAAUAAGCUCAGCGACAUCACUUGUAGAGGCUGACGAGUCUGGAGAUGAGUCACUUCAAAUGGAAUAUCCACCAGUUGCGGCACAAGAAGUCUUUAUUAAUCAGGACGGUGUACAUUUCUUUGAGGAUGGCAAUUUUUGGAUGGAAGUUCCUGGAUUAUUGGAAAAUGAUCGAGAUGAUGAGGAGGAGCAACACAUUCCAGUUAAGAAAAAUACCAAAGUUAAAUUUAGUACAGCACCAAUUCAAGUCUUUUCGACAUUCUCAAUAAAUGAUUAUGAUCGAAGAAAUGAAGAUGUUGAUCCAGUUGCAGCUUCCGCUGAAUAUGAGCUGGAAAAGAGGGUUGAAAAAAUGGAUGUCUUUCCAGUGCAAUUAAUGAAAGGAAGUGAAGGUCUUGGUUUAAGUAUUAUUGGCAUGGGAGUUGGAGCUGAUUCUGGACUCGAAAAGCUCGGUAUUUUUGUCAAAACAAUUACUGAGAAUGGUGCAGCAGCCCGUGACGGACGUAUUCAAGUAAACGAUCAAAUUAUUGAGGUUGAUGGAAAGUCUUUAGUUGGUGUUACACAAGCUUAUGCUGCGUCAGUAUUAAGAAACACAUCAGGUCUAGUAAAAUUCCAAAUUGGACGUGAAAAAGAUCCAGACAAUUCGGAAGUUGCACAACUCAUUCGACAGAGUCUACAAGCUGAUAAAGAUAAGGAAGAAAGAAUAAGACGACAACAGGAAGAAUACUUCCGACGAACAUCUGAAGAUUCUACACUUCCUGUCUCAGCCAAUUCAAGUCUUUCAGAAGGUCCAAUGUCACCGACUCAAAUUGCAGCCGAUUCACCAUUUGCUGAUGGUAUCGAGUACAGUGGAAAUUCGGGUGACGUAGAAUCACUCAAACGACUCCUUCAAGAACUAAUUCGAUACCAAACGAUAUCGAACGAAACCGAAAUUAUAUGCGAGAAACUGAAGCAAACUGAGAGAGAUUUGACGGAUAUUCGCAAAGAGGCUAACAAUUACCAAAACAUGUUGCAGCAAUCACAGACGCAGUAUGCAACACUCGAACGAAAAUAUUCAAAAGUCAAGAAGAUACUAAGAGACUUCCAGCAGCGUGAUCGUGAUAUGAUACAAUUCCAAGAAUAUUAUUUGCAACAUUUACAAGAAAAGGACACAGAAUAUAAUGCUUUGGUAAAAAAGCUAAAGGAUCGUGUAAUUUCAUUGGAACAGGAAUUACAAGAUACACAAAAACGAGCUGGAUUGCCAGUGUGCUUGCCGUACGAUAAUACUAGUCUUAAAUUAACCCCACAAAUGACAAGAAAGCAGCCGCCUAAGCCACUGUUUCAAAAGAAAAUUGAAGGAGAAUACUCGGAUCUAGAAAUAUCAGACUUGUCACCCGACGGAGAAGGUGAGGAUGGAAAAACAGCUACAGUUGAGAGAAAGGUUCCAGUAAAAGAUGAAUUUGAUACAGCCAUUCCGAAGCAUGAACUACUCGACUCGUCUGUUAAUAAGAGUAAGAGUGAUUUGGUAUCACGCGGUGCUUUGGCUAAUCGUCAGUUGCCAAAAAAGUUGGGAAAUAGUAAUAGCAGUUCCAAUGGGACAUUAGAUGAAAGUGAAGAAGAACAAAAUAUCGAUGAUGCUAAUAACAAUCCAACAUUCACAAAUGGAGUUCAUUAUUCCACACCAAUAGUAAAUAAACCUGUGGUUCCGCCAUCUGUUCCCUUAUAUGCAAGCGUUCAUAAAGAGAGAAAUGAUGCAACCUCACCCGUCCAAGCAUUUAAUAUGAAACAACAACACACAACUAUACCAAAUAUUUUCCGCGAUAAUGUUGGUGGAAAAAUUAGCAGUUCUAGUUACGGAAGUGACUUGAAUGCUUCUUCUUAUGAGAGUGAUAUGGGCUCAUCAAAUGAUAAGCUUGAUGAUCAAUCACCAGACACUUGGAUUUAUCCGAGUCGACGACCAAAAGGCUUAAAAGGCAUUAAUCCACCAUCACUUGCUGAGCAAUUGAAAGAAAGACUUGCUGAGCGAGAAGGCAAAAAGGUGGUGGAAGAUGGAUCAUCACGCGAUAGCAGUGACGAUUUUACUGAUCUCAAUCAUUCACAAAAUCCAGCUGAGAGGAUUUCACAAAAUCUAUUAUGUGAAAUUAAAAAGGCUGUAAACGAAAACGUUGGAAAAGUAAAACAUGUACCUCCCUCAACAAUAUCUCCGUUAGGUUCGUCUCCACCUUGGAAACAUCAAACUCAAUCGAGUGACGAUAAUUUAUCUGCAUCGUCUGAUUCGUCACCCGCGUACUCUCCAAGUCGUACUAUAGAUUUAUCUGGAUCAUCGACAAGCUUCUCAAGCGAUCGUGCCAAAAUAUCUGCUUCUUCACAUCAAUGGAAGAGUGGACCCGUUGAGCAAUGGAACAAUGAACAGGUAUGUCACUGGCUAUUAGGAAUAAAUAUGGAGCAUCAUGUGCCGAAAUUCAUUGAGCAUGGCGUUGAAGGUGGCGCUUUAUUGCAGUUGGAUUCUCGCGAUUUUAAAAUCUUGAAUGUUUGUGGAGAUGACAAGAAGUUAUUAAAGAAGAAUAUUAAGGAGUUGAAGCGAUUGAAUGAGAAGGAGAGGAGGCAAACGGAAAAGGAUCGAAAGGAACGCGAAAAAAUGAUUAAGAAGGCUGAGAAAAAAGCAGAAAAGGAGAAGAAAAAGAAAUAAAAAUUGAAAAUUGAAAGACAUGAAUAUAUUAGGACUCUCUCUCAGUCAGAUGCUAUUAAUUACUUUAACGACACUAUUGUAGACUAGUUUAUAUUUAUCGACUUUCAUCAUCAUUACUCACAAAACAAAAGUAACUUCAACCUUCUUCCUCGUCUUACUAUUACUUUAUAUUCAAACAUCUAAGUUUAAUUUGUAGAUUGAUUUUAUUAUUUUAAGUAAUUUAUAAUUUGUAAAUAAUGUUCGUGUAUGUUUUGAGUUGUGUAUGACUUUAUUUUAAAAUCCAUUUGCAUUAUUAUUGCGAAAUUUUCGACUCAUUUAUUUUAAUUUUUUUAAAAACUAUGGAAUGAAAGGAAUAGAAGCAAAACAAAAACAAAACAUGUUAGUUCUUAACGACUGCAAAUUUUACAAUGAAUUUUUAAGUCAAUUUUUUCGACUUUAAUUUCGAUUGCAUUUUUUAUACGGUUACAUAGAUAUUAAGGAAGUAAACAAAAAUAACUGCAGCAUUAAUGUUUUUAAAGAAAGAAGAAAAAAAAACAAGAAAAUGAGUAUAAAUUAAUAAGAUAAUUAACCAAUUUAAUAUUACGAAUAUCCUAUUUCUCUUUAGUGUGUUUAAAAAAUGAAAGGAACCUCCAUGCGAGGACGUUUUUAAUCAAAAAAUAUUUAUGCUACAAACUAUGAUAUACAAACAUUUAAAAACAAAACAUUAAUGACAAUUCCUUUUUUCAAAUUUACGAAAGUACUUGAGGACGAAGCCCUUGUCUACGUUUAAUUUAUUAAUCUAUAACUCAUAUUAAGGAAGAAAUUAUCCAUGAAUUUAUUAAAAUGUGUCAAAAAUGAAAAAGAUAUUCUUUAGAAAAUGGUCAGAAUGAAGAAUACGAAAUUUUUUACCACUGUUUACAAAAAGAAUCGAUGGUUCCGGAACUAACCAUUUCCAAUUUUUAUACAAGCUAUCUCUGCAAUAUAUUGAUUAUAUCCUUCCACACUCGAUAGUGAUCUGAAGUUUUCAUUUCUUUCUUAUGCUUUUUGUUGCUGCAUUUGUUAAAAGAAGAUUGCCUGUUCAGAUUCAUGAAUCUGCAGACAAACCAGCUUUAUUCUGAAUCUAUUAUUGUUCUUAAAAAAAUGGAUAUUAAACCCCCUUCGCCAUCUGUCAUAAAAUGUUGAUACAAAUCUUUUUGUGUUGCAUUAAGUUGUUAACCCUCUAGCUGCUUUCAAACUUGGACAUUAUUUUUUGAACGAUACCUAGCCAAUCUGAAUCCCCUGCUCAUAGAUAGAAUUUUUGAAAAGGUUCCGAUUAUAACUGUCGUGCUAACCUUUUAAUAGAUUUACUUCACAAAUUUCAAUUAAAUCUUUAAAGUAGAUCUUGAGAGGUUUUAUAAUAUCUCAAAGUUGAGAGGUUGGGAUCCAUAAAUUAGAAAUCCAGAAAAUUGAAAAGAAAAUUUUCCUGCACUCAAUAUAGAAAGCAGGAUUAAAAAAUAAAUUUACAUUUUGAAAACCAUUAAAUAAAUGAAAGAUAAUGAAAACUUAAGAUCACUUGACUCUCACAUCUAUCCUCCUUGAACUGAAAAAUACCCCCCUUUUUCCAAGACAUUCUGAAACCGAUGAGUACGAUACAAAGAAAAAAUAAUAAUUUUUUUACCAUUUUGAUUACGAUAAUUCAAACUAAUAUUAUAUAAUAUAUAUGAUGAAUCCCCGUGAAAUAAUGAUGGAAAUUAAUGUAGUAAUGGAUAACAGAUAAAAAUAUAUCCAAUGUAGUUGUUUGAAACAUGAUAACAUUGUAGUUGAAAAUAAUGAAAAAAAAAUAUUAGUGCAAGAAUUUUACAAUUAAGUCCUAUUUCAUGAUAAAUUUAAAGUUCCCAAACCCUUUUUGUUAUGUAUUUUGAAAACCUAUUAGACAAAAAAGAAAGAAAGAAAAUCAGAACAAAAAAAAAGUUAUACGAAAAAUUCGGCAAUUUUUCACAGAUUUAGAUAUGCCUAAUCGCCGACAUUAAUUAAUUCUUUUUGUUUGAAAAAUCGUUAAAUUAAGAAUAUUUCUCCAAAGAUUUUAUUUCCUUGAGAGCUUUAAGCUUCAAUUGUUUUUUACUAUUUCCUCUUUAAUUAAUUAAUUUUUGCGAAAUAAUAAUAUGAUUCUUGUAAAUUUUAUAUUUUGCCAAAUAAUUAAACCAUCCAUAAAAAAAAUCACAAAUUUCAUUAAAACAGAAGAGACAAAUUCAUCUCUAGAGACAGCAAAAGAAAGAAAAUCAUCAGUUAAUAAGGUCAUAAAAAUAAACGUAAAUUAUUCAAUCA
Chironomus riparius is the source of this 8003-nucleotide messenger RNA. Lineage: Eukaryota; Metazoa; Arthropoda; Insecta; Diptera; Chironomidae. The record is from the annotation of a GenBank genome assembly.